Messenger RNA from Lucilia cuprina (Australian sheep blowfly), 3264 nucleotides. RefSeq names its product serine-rich adhesin for platelets. The transcript is spliced from 3 exons. Lineage: Eukaryota; Metazoa; Arthropoda; Insecta; Diptera; Calliphoridae. Bases 193 to 3153 code for a protein of 986 amino acids. The record is from RefSeq and is a predicted model, not a curated record.
CAACUUUUUUUUUCAAAAUGCAUCACUACAAUUUUACUGAUACUCACUGAGUCCAAACCAAUAAGUAUUUUUUAAGCAAAUAAUUCAGUUUUUUUUUACAAAAGAAAUGUUAAAUUUAUAAGAAAAAUUACAAAUUUAUAAUAAAAUUUUAUUAAAAUUAAGCAAUUAUAUUAAUUAAACCCACAAAACAACAUGGAAUUCAAUGAAAUUUCUAUGUGCCUGGAUGUUAAGCUGGACAUUUAUGAUAAACGCCCAGAUUCUUUAAAAUUUAAAACGUGGACAAAAUGUCAAGUGAAAAUUGAAGCUAUUAAAUGUUUACCCUGCUUUUUGCGCAUAAACUUUCAAUCAUUGCCUCAGAAUCCACAGGAAGAGGCAUCGUCUCAGCUAAGUGUUUCCAUUAAUGUUCCGGGUGUGACCAUUAGUUUGGCCACCUCGCGCACUAAGCAAUAUUCGUAUGGUUUAUUUUGGACACACAAUCGUCGUGAUUGUUUUAUUUAUUUUGCAUUGGAUACGGAAAUGGCAUGUCGCAAACAUAUGAAAUGGAUUAAGAAAUCGAUUAAGAAUUUGGAACUAUAUCGGCAGGUGUUUCUCGAGCAGCGUAGAAAUAGUCGUGGUUCAGGUUUGUUUGGUGAGCAGGUGAAGUUAGAGGAUAAGCAGAGAGAAUUAAGUGCCGUCAAGGAUGCCCUUUCGGCCUUGGGUCCCUUGCCACAAAUACCAGAUGCGAACAAUAGCAUCAACUGGUCGCGACGUGUCUCGCGAGCCUCUGAAAUCUACGAAGAAAUAUUUGAGGGAAAUUUUCCUCCUCGUCUAUCUCGGCGCCUGUCACGCACCUCUAUAGCCUCGGGCAUAUAUGAGGAAAUGAAACCCUGUUCGCCCAAUAUACACUCGAUCAUGGAGGAACAUUUAAAUUGUCCUCCUCCAUUGCCACCACUACCGGCACAUCGCAAAAGACUCAAUACCUGUGAAUCAGAUCCGUUUGGCUUGCUGGGAGAUAUACCACGCUCUAAUACAAAUCCUGAAUCAGAAUUGGCCAAAAAGAAAAAAUAUAAAAAUGUAUUAGAUAAUAUAUUCGGUUCGGGGCGAUCAAAGAGAGCGGAAAGUGUUAGUGAGACACCUACUUGUACCAUGGAGGAUAUCAUAAAUGGUGGUAGCAGUGAUAGUAAUGAACAGUUUCAUCCUAUUUAUGCUAAUGAGAUUUUAAAGCGUCCCCCUCCAUGUACAAAACCCAACAAACGUAAUAGUUUCUCUAGUCCGGACUUGUCCAAAAUCAAUUUCUUGGAUACCUUUGAUGAAGAUAAAGUGGCCGCCUUAUUGCAGUUAAAUAGCUCCAGCGAUUUAGAAGUACAUGCAGAUGAGGAUUUUUCUAGCGAAAUUGGAGCUGUACACAAUUAUAGCUCCUUAAGCUUAGAUGAUUCCGCCAUAGCGGCCUCCACUUCUUUGCUAGUAAUGUCUAGACUUCAGGCUUUGAAGGCCAAGUCGGGUUCUAUGGAAAGUUUAAAUGUUUCGGGACAAUUGCCUCAAAAUUUUAAUUUUUCAGCCUGUAAUACUUCCUCCAUUAAUCUAGUAGGAGCCAGUGGUGCUGUGCCUUCCAUACAGAAACUCAUACGUAAUAAAAUUAUUAUGGAAGAUGAACUAUCGGGCUAUUGUGUUAUGGCUCCUAUAAUAAGUAAGAAAUUGGAUGGACAAGAGACCACUACAACAACCACUUCCUCUACCACCUCUUCCACUACUUCAGGUUACUCUACCGGUUCCUAUUGUUCUUCUACCAGCUCAUCGACCUCUUCUAAUACUCAGGUAACCGAGAAUAAAGACUUACAACAAAAGCCGCUUUUAAUGCAAAGAGCAGCUAAAACAAAUGCCCACGAGAGUGACUACGAUGAAGUACCUAUGCGCAAAACUCCCAUACCAGUAAAUGAAACGGAUUUAAGCAACAUUUAUGAGAAUAUGCAAACUGGUUCUCCUCUAAAUAUCAGCGAUGUGGUUUUAAGGAAUCAUGAAAAUACUCCUCCCUUAAGUCGUGACUUUACGGGUAAUUUGUAUGAAAAUCUCUUGACGAUUAAAGCGGCCCAAGAGUUGGAACAACCUUUACCAGCUCAUAUCUGUACUAGUACACCUACCGAUUCACCGGCCGAUAAGCCAUCUCCUGGCACCUUGGAGGAACAGGAAAAUUUCUAUCAAACACCUAGAAAGUCCAUUAUAAGUAUUGAUGACAAGAUACCCUCAUAUUAUCCGAAUAGCUGUGAUACGGUUAAGAUGCGCAGACGUUCGAAUAGUCCUUCGAAACAAACUACUCCCACCACAGCUCAUAAAACGGGGGAAAAGGAGAAAUCUUCCAACGCCACCACAAUGGGUAUUAAACAUUUGGUCAAUAUCAAAAUGAAGCGUGAACGCAAAGAAAACCUAUACAUAUCAUCACCUCAAAAAAUCCUAGACCAACGCAAGAAAUCCACCACAACUACUAGCUCUCCUGCCUUAAACGCUACAAAAUCGAAAAAAUCCGCUAAUGCGCAAAAAAUCUCCGAAAACGUUUAUACGGUAAACUUAAGCAAUAAGAAGUCACUGCAACUAAACAACAACAAUUCACACAAUAACAAUAAUAUCGGUGAAAAAACGACCUAUAAAGAAAUAACCGAAACCGCCCAGCUUAAAGAAAAGCUACACAAUGAACUUUUACAAUUAGCUUUAUUACAAAAUAUAGAUUUUAAAUUCGAUGAUACGUCCUCUUCCACUAGCUCAAAUAAUAUGGAAAAUUCUGCAGCUAAAAACUAUCUUAAAACACCGCCACCGGCAGAAAGUGGUAUUGCCAAAUUGGAGCGAGCUGAAUUGGAAUAUGAACAUUGCUAUCAGGCUUCAAAAGAUGCCACUAGAUUAUUGCAUAAAUAUGCCACCUUGGCACCCAAACAAUCGAUGCGCAUUAAGCAACAAUUGCAGCAACAUUUACAGCUCAACAACCAAUGCACGAAUAAGAAAAAUCUAAUGACACAAUCCACUAAAUUGGAAUCGCCUGUUAGCAGUAAUGACUUAGCUGCCGCCAAUGCGGCUAUGGGCUCAAAAAAAUUCGCUUCUUUGCCAAGAUUUAAGAAAAUCGAUUUCUCUCCUUUAAAGUUAAAAAUUAACAAUGUUUUACAAAGAAAUCAAACGCCAGAUUUUUAAAACCCAUUUACAACUUAUUGAUGAAAAAGUGUUGAAAAGUUUUAAAAGAAAUUUUAUUUUGUUAAAUGUUUAUUUUUUUAUGUUGCUAGAUGAAAUUAAAUGUUUGUGUUA